UACUCCAGAAGAUUAACCAUCCCAGUCCUUCUGUCAGUCUCCGAUGUCAUGCCUGGUUAAAAAAAAACCCAAACUCACCUUUUUUUCGAUCGUCAGUCACCUUAAAGAAUGGCCGAGCCUUUGGGGAACGAGUUGGCGUCCGCAGCUGCAAGGGGGGACCUAGUGCAACUUACUAAUUUGUUGCAAACGAAUGUAAACGUCAAUGCCCAAAAUGGAUUUGGGAGGACUGCGCUGCAGGUCAUGAAACUUGGGAAUCCUGAAAUUGCCAGGCAGUUGCUAAUUACAGGUGCUAAUCCUGAUCUGAAAGACAGUACAGGGUUCGCUGUAAUUCAUGAUGCAGCCAGAGCGGGUUUCCUGGACACGCUGCAGACUUUACUGGAGUUUAACGCUGAUGUUAACAUUGAGGAUAAUGAGGGAAACCUGCCAUUGCACUUGGCAGCUAAAGAAGGCCACCUCCCAGUAGUGGAAUUCCUUAUUAAGCGCACAGAAAGCAAGGUGGGACAUCGGAACAAGAAGGGAGACACUGCCUACGAUUUGGCUAAACUGUACAAGAGGAACGAUGUAGUUAAACUAAUGGAAGGCAGCACUUUAAGUGCAGAAGCUACAGAUACGAAUUAAAUCAAACACGAACAACUUCUUAUUUGGACAUUAAAGCUUAUAGCCCUUGUUUUUAAUAACAUUUAUUACAACUUUUUUCUUCUUCUUUUUUUAAAUAACUAGUGCGUGAAACUGCAAAGGUGUAGAUUUUGUGAAAAUGAAUAUAUUUAAAAAUCACACCAAUAGCAUUUUCCUGCACCUGCCAUCCGCACAAUGCUAGAAGAGACACAAAUGGACAUAUGUUGAUCGCUUUUGCUUAGUUCCUGCAGUGUAUAAUUUUACACUUUCUUCGUUUGUUUUAGGUCACUAAUACUAAAAAAGAUAAUGCUAAAAUGCUUUAUGUUUCUGACAUUUACGUUUUUAAAAUGUUUUACUGUGAUAUUUUUUCUUAAGAUCAUGCCUAGCAAUUUGAAGCACUGCUUCUGACAAAACAGGAUAUUAAAGGGUGUAGCCCGUGGUUCAGGCAAAGCUUGGAUUUAAAGGACGUUUGGCCUGUAAAGACAGCAGGACGGGGCCCUACAAGUGUUAGGAAAUAGCUGCAUUUGGACACUAAUAAGAGCUUGUAGAACUAGGUAAUUUGCUUUCUAAAUUGAGAUUAUACUUUUCUUUUUCACUGUAUUUAAUCUUUCACAAAUCUGCUUCUGAAAUUGAUGAACAGAAACAAUGUAAGUGGCUUUUUUGUUUGCCAGAGGUUAAAACAGCUAAGCUUGGUUGUUCGUGUUUUCUGUGCACUGAACAAUGCACUUUCCUAGUUUCAAAACAAGCAGCAGACAACCGUUGUCAGAGGAAAGGGUAUAAUAAGGCUGUGAUACCAACAGAGAGAUCCUAGUUUUCUGGUCAUUCCACAAUCGAAGAGAAGGUAGACGCUAUUUAAGAAAUAUUUGCUUUCCACCAACUUUUUAUUUUAAUUAACCAUUUUACUAUAGCUGCAUCUCACAAAACGUGGAUAUUUAAAUACAAUGGAAUUUAAAUACAAUGGAAUUAGAGGGUAUCACGUUUGCUUUUAAUAACAUUAUAUUAUCGCUUGCACGUGAAACGCAACACAAGCCUGAAUAUUCGAAUUGGCAAUACGGUUGGUAGUCACUUACCAUCUGAUGCUGCGCGGUGCUGAGCGCAUUCUGCUUCCAUGAAUGCAAUGGGCGCUGACGAUGCUCAGCACCUUGUGGGACUGAAUUUAUUGUCAACAUUUUAUACCAUGUUCUAGGUGUUAGUUGUUUGGCAGAUCAGCAGUUUGAAGUGCUUUAUUUUUAAUAUUCUAAACAUUUUGACUGCAUUAAAGAGAUGGAUUCAAAUCAUUGUAAAAUGAACACCUUUACAAAUAUCAACAAAAUAGCAUCGAAAGGGGGAAUAUACUUUAGUUACGAUUAUUUUAACUUUUCAGCAAAGGUUUUACCCCCAAAAUCAAUAACCAUUGUUUGAAAAAAAAAAUUUCAGAAACUGUUUAUCACAUGUUUAGUAUACACUCGCUGUCACAUUGCUGUGUUCUUGAUUAAAAACCUCUCUGACA
Molecule: messenger RNA, 2104 nt
Organism: Emys orbicularis (European pond turtle)
Lineage: Eukaryota; Metazoa; Chordata; Testudines; Emydidae
Gene: CDKN2C
Product: cyclin dependent kinase inhibitor 2C
Exons: 2
Coding region: 109-618 (169 amino acids)
Biological process (GO): regulation of cyclin-dependent protein serine/threonine kinase activity; negative regulation of cell population proliferation; regulation of G1/S transition of mitotic cell cycle
Cellular component (GO): nucleus; cytoplasm
Molecular function (GO): protein kinase binding; cyclin-dependent protein serine/threonine kinase inhibitor activity
Source: RefSeq, a predicted model, not a curated record